Corylus avellana is the source of this 2560-nucleotide messenger RNA. RefSeq names its product U11/U12 small nuclear ribonucleoprotein. The record is from RefSeq and is a predicted model, not a curated record. Lineage: Eukaryota; Viridiplantae; Streptophyta; Magnoliopsida; Fagales; Betulaceae.
UAUCAUUUCAGAUUGACUCGUUUUCUUUUUUAAAUGUUUUGGAGUUAACUCUCACCGGAAACGGCGAUCGCCUCAUUCACCGGAGCAGAGCCACCCACUCAAUGCUCUCUCUCUCUCUCUUCUGAAUUGAACCCAUGAAUCCUUCCUCUUCUACCCCAUAUUCCAACCCACCUUUCCCUUUCCUUCCCCCAAACCCCUUUUACUCUCAGCCUCAUAACCCUCCGCCUCCGCCUCCGCCUCCACCCCUCGCCGACCUGUCCACGACACUCUCGUCCCUCAAAAGCCUCAUCCACCUCUCCCACCAAACCCUUCACUCCCUCUCCACUCUCCUCCCUCUGAAGCCUCACAACCCCAAUCACAUCCCACGCAAAUCCCACCAACACCACCCUUUUUACCAACCUUCUCCUCAUCCCCUUCCCGGCUCCGAUCAACUCUGCUUCUCUUUCGACGGCCCCGCUCCCAAUUCUUUCUACGACGAGUGCCCGGGCGUCGUUCGCUUCCCCAUCCCACAUGCUGCAAAGAAGACGUUGACGAUUCCGGGCUUUCUAUCCGUCGAAUGCGCGACAGGAGAGAUUGAGGGGCUUGGGGAGCAGUGCCUUUUCAGGAUUCUUCCAUCGGAGCUGCUGGCGAUUCGAGGCGAAUGCGAGGCCUGGAGUGAUUAUCCGAGUGCCUACUCGUGUAGUGUUCUUCGUGCGCUUUCUUGGGGGACGAGGAUGGUUAGAGAGCGCGAUUUGAUGAAUUGGGUGUUUGCCAGUUCCCCGCGUUAUGGUGUUGUGAUUGAUGUCGCUAUGGCAGACCAUAUAUUUUCGCUGUUUACGCUGUGCCUCAAGGCGAUCGUGCGGGAAGCUUCGAGUUUGGAUGGGGAUCAGAACAAGGGGUGCCCCGUUUUGGUUCAGGCAUUGAUUUGGUUCGCAUCUCAGCUCUCUAUUCUGUAUGGGGAAACGAAUGGGAAGCUCUUUGCAAUUGACAUGCUUAAACAGUGUAUAUCGGAGGCUGCUGCGCGGGGGUUGAUGAUGACUGCGUCUCCUACUCUAAAAGAAGAAGCUUCUCACUCUCAGAAUGAGCUGAAUCUCACUGUUACAGGAAAGGUCAUUUCUGUGUCACAAAUCGUAGCAGCGGUUGCUGCAUUGCAUGAACGGGCUUUAUUCGAAGAGAAGACUAAGGGUUUUCGGGUUUCUCAACCGCUUACGAGAGCUGAGCAUGAUUAUGUGUCACAGAAAGCUGAUGAGGAGCGGAAGAGACGUCCUAACUACAGGCCUAUAAUUGAGCAUGAUGGACUCCCUCGGCAAAGGUCAUCUUAUCAGGAAUCAAACAGGACUAAGACUAGAGAGGAGUUAUUGGCUGAAGAAAGGGACUACAAACGCCGAAGAAUGUCAUAUCGUGGCAAAAAGGGGAAGAGAACAACUUUACAGGUUACGAGGGAUAUAAUAGAGGAAUACAUGGCAGAAAUUAAGAAAGCUGGAGGGAUUGGGUGCUUCGUACAGGGAACUGAAGAUGGAGGAAUGUUUCUAUCUGAAUCUCCAUCUGCUCAUGACAUCACCACCAGUGUUGAUGAGCCAAUAGGAAGCAGUUAUGCAGGAAACGAAGGUAGCCAAUAUAAUAACAGGACACAGUCACACUCUGAUUAUAUUAAGAGAUCUAACAGUUUCAAAGAUGCUUCUCCUAAAGACUAUGAGCAGCCAAGACGAAGCCUUCAUGAGCACCAUGUAAAUGUAGAUCAGAGAAUCGUCAGUCAUAGCAAACAUGAUGGGGAUAAUUAUUCAAGAAGCCCAGAAAGAUACAAAAGUCGUGGCCGGUCAUAUGUCCGAAGUAGUCAUCUAUUAGAGCAAGAUGAUCUGGAGGUGGCCAGAAUCCAGCAUCCAUCUUCUGGCAUGUCAAGAUAUGAUAAUAGUAGAUCAUCUUCUUCUGUUUCAAAUUCUGUGAAUGAUAUAAGUGUGAGAAAGGAUGAACAGAAAUCAAAAGUUGAGCAUAGACGGCGAAGGAACAGAUAUGAAAAUGUUAGUUCAGACUUUCUGGGACAAAAUGCCUUUGAGGAUCGAUACAAUCCUUCAGAAUCCCUUGACAUGCGCGAAGAUGAUCUCUCCACUGGCAUCAAGCAUGUCAGACAAGAUAAAUUAUUUCUUAGGGAAUUCCAUGACCAACCUAGCCGCUAUUCUGCAGGAAGGCAGUAUCCUGACUACCACGAUAAAUCUGAGUAGCUUCACCUUGUGAAAUUAUGAAAAUAUACACAUCUUUUGUGAGAGAUGUGAAGACAAUGCAGUUGGGGAGGAUACCGCACAUUUUGAAGCUUGCUGACAGAUGAAACUCUGUAUGCAACUUGUUUGCUCUUCUAACCACAGAUUGGGAUAACUUUUAGCUUCUUCUCCAUUAAAUGCAAGUACAUUUUUAGGGUAUAUUCAGUGAUGAGAGAAGUAUGUAUCUUCUGUAAUGUUUGUACCUCAGAUUUAGGUUUCUGUUCGGCAACCGUAACCUGUAUCCUGUACCUCCAUUGUGGGGGGCCCUGUUGAAAAAUCACCACUUCCAUUUUGGUGAUGAAAAUGACCAGCCAGAUCUUCCUCAA